AUGUCUCCAUCAGUUAUUCAUACAGUUAUGGAUUUAUUUGUUAAAUGUGAAUCAUUGGAAAAAGUUCGUCAAAUAUUAUUAACUAUUGUUGAAUUAGCACGUAAAGAAGAUGGUUGUUUAAAAUAUAAAUUAUUUGAAAAUUUAUCAGAUAAUUGUCAAUUUACAUUUAUUGGAGCAUGGGAAAAUGAAGAUGCAUUUGAUGAUCAUUUACAAUCGGAACAUUUUCGUAAAGCUGAUAUUGAUAUUAAAAAUGAUUUAAUUAAAUCAAUUGAUAUUAAACGUUAUAAAUAUAUUCAAACAGAUCCAACCAAUAUAACACAAAAAAAAACAAGUGCUUUUUGUAUUUUAACAUAA
Messenger RNA from Rotaria sp. Silwood1, 354 nucleotides. The record is from the annotation of a GenBank genome assembly. NCBI's taxonomy places the organism in Eukaryota, Metazoa, Rotifera, Eurotatoria, Philodinida, Philodinidae.